GUCGUUGUCGUUGUUGUAGUCGUCGUCGUAGUUGUUGUACUACAAUACACAGUCACAGUCCAGACUUUGUCUUUUGAUAUUUGCGUGGUUCGCUGAAUCGGAAGGUACCAGAAGCAGAUAGGCAUAUUAAUCAGGCGCAGACAGAACAAGGCAACAACGUUCCUCAUUUUAAUUCCCGCUACAGUUACAACAAAUUGGCGACGCGGUUUAUCUCAAUUCAUUACGGUUAUAACAAUUGGCGACGGGGUUUUACUUUCAUUCAUUGCAGUUAUAACAAUUGGCGACGGGGUUUUACUUUAAUUCACUGCAGUUAUAACAAGCAAGCGACGACGUGUUUUAUUCUGUUCAGCGCAUCUAUAGAACAUUUUUGACUGUGUUAAUUACAACCCAAUUACAAUGUCUAUCUCUCUGGACGAUCUCAAAUCCAUCUUGCAGCAGCAGCAAGUUCAGAAUGAAGCAGCUCAACUGAAAUUAAUCGAAGCUCUCACUCAGAAGCUGUCCAUUCAAGUUCCGUCAACAUCUUAUUCAGACAAAUAUGAAAGCAUCUCAAAUUCCAUCAGUGAAUUCAACUACGACCCAAUAUCUGGUCUCGUAUUUGAUGCAUGGUUCAAUCGUUAUGAAGACGUUUUUCGUAUUGAAUGCCACAUGUUUGAUGAUGCUGCCAAAGUUCGAUUGUUACUACGAAAACUUGGUACUGUUGAGCACAACAGAUAUGUUAACUUCAUUCUGCCUAAGAACCCACGUGAAUUAUCAUUCGAUGAGACAGUCACCGUUUUAUCACAAAUCUUUGGUGAACAGUCAUCCAUGUUUAAUAUUCGGUAUCAAUGUUUUCAGUUGACAAAAAUACCUUCCGAUGAUUAUGUUACUUACGCUGGCAAAGUGAACAAAGAAUGCGAAAGGUUCAAACCACACGAAAUGACAUCAGAUCAGUUCAAGUGUUUGAUUUUUAUUUGUGGCUUGAAGAACCCAGAAGAUACUGACAUAAGAACUCGACUUCUGUCACUCGUGGAACAAGACCCGAAAAUGACUUUACAAAUGGUGACAGCAGAAUGCCAACGCUUAAUCAACUUGAAGCACGAUACUGCUAUGGUGGAGUGCAAACGACAGUCGUCUGAAUUUGAUUCAGUUAACACAGUGAAAAGUCCUCCGAUCACCGUUAAGCACACAGCACGUCAGUCUCAGAAUUCAGCUAAACCUCCUUCAGUGUGCUGGCACUGUGGUUCGUGGCAUUUUGUCAAGUUCUGUCCUUUCAAGAAACAUAAAUGCCGUAAUUGUCACCGUUUUGGACAUAAAGAGGGUUACUGUCCACCACAGAAAAAUUCUUCGAUGAAGAACAGAAGUAGUCGUUUCAAGCCGAAACAAUCUCCUCGAGUACAGACCAUUUUCACAACUUCCAAAGUCGAUUUCGCCAGCAAACGUAAGUAUAUUACACUACGCAUUAACGGCAAAUCUAUUCGUCUUCAGUUGGAUACGGCAUCAGAUAUCACUUUAAUUUCCCGAACUACGUGGCGCAAACUUGGGUGCCCACAGAUUCUGCCGACCGAGCAUGUCGCUAAGAAUGCCUCAGGAGACAUACUGAAACUCGUGGGUGAGAUAAAUUGCCAGGUUUUAUUUGGUGAGCAACAGUUCAAUGGUGUAUGUUAUGUCACAAACUACCAUGAUUUGAAUUUGCUUGGUCUUGACUGGUUAGACAAGCUCCAUUUCUUCAAUGUACCGUUAAAUUCAGUAUGCUCUAAUGUUUCGUCCUCACCAAAGAACGUUGUUCCCGGACAUGUAUCUGAUCAGUCUCUCUUGCAACGCCUGCGUGCUUAUGCAAAACCGAAGGGGGAGGGAACAACAGAAGAAAUUUUGGAUAGAUCCUUGCUACGUUAUCAUCGUACGACGCCAAAUCCUUCCACAGCCGAAAGCCCGGGACGCAGAUCACAAUCUAUCCAGUACGCGAAAGUCAACUCGACAAAGAAGAGCUCCAAAACCUUUUCAAAUAGGUUCAAAAAGCAAGUCCUACACUUUUAACGGGGGGAGGUGAUAGGAUCCCACACACUUUGUUAUUGUUCAAUUAUCUUAACGACUGUUAAUCUCGUAUAAGUUGUAUAUCAUCAAUUCUCACACACUUUGUUAUUGUCAAUUAUCUUAAUGACUGUUAAUCUCGCAUAUGUGUUAUAUUAUCAUUUCCCAGGCACUUUGUUAUUGUUCAGUUAUCUUAAUGACUGUUAAUCUCGCAUAAGUGGUAUAUCAUCAUUCCCACGCAUUUUGUUAUUGACUAUUACGACCAAUUAUUUCAAAUACUGUUAGCUGUCUCUAUUGGUUGUAAAAUUGUAUAAAUACCAUUUCCUAAAUAAGUUUAUUUGUCGUCGUUGUCGUUGUUGUAGUCGUCGUCGUAGUUGUUGUACUACAAUACACAGUCACAGUCCAGACUUUGUCUUUUGAUAUUUGCGUGGUUCGCUGAAUCGGAAGGUACCAGAAGCAGAUAGGCAUAUUAAUCAGGCGCAGACAGAACAAGGCAACAACGUUCCUCAUUUUAAUUCCCGCUACAGUUACAACAAAUUGGCGACGCGGUUUAUCUCAAUUCAUUACGGUUAUAACAAUUGGCGACGGGGUUUUACUUUCAUUCAUUGCAGUUAUAACAAUUGGCGACGGGGUUUUACUUUAAUUCACUGCAGUUAUAACAAGCAAGCGACGACGUGUUUUAUUCUGUUCAGCGCAUCUAUAGAACAUUUUUGACUGUGUUAAUUACAACCCAAUUACAAUGUCUAUCUCUCUGGACGAUCUCAAAUCCAUCUUGCAGCAGCAGCAACUUCAGAAUGAAGCAGCUCAACUUAAAUUAAUCGAAGCUCUCACUCAGAAGCUGUCAAUUCAAGUUCCAUCAACAUCUCAUUCAGACAAAUAUGAAAGCAUCUCAAAUUCCAUCAGUGAAUUCAACUACGACCCAAUAUCUGGUCUCGUAUUUGAUGCAUGGUUCAAUCGUUAUGAAGACGUUUUUCGUAUUGAAUGCCACAUGUUUGAUGAUGCUGCCAAAGUCCGAUUGUUACUACGAAAACUUGGUACUGUUGAGCACAACAGAUAUGUUAACUUCAUUCUGCCUAAGAACCCACGUGAAUUAUCAUUCGAUGAGACAGUCACCGUUUUAUCACAAAUCUUUGGUGAACAGUCAUCCAUGUUUAAUAUUCGGUAUCAAUGUUUUCAGUUGACAAAAAUGCCUUCCGAUGAUUAUGUUACUUACGCUGGCAAAGUGAACAAAGAAUGCGAAAGGUUCAAACCACAUGAAAUGACAUCAGA
Messenger RNA from Trichobilharzia szidati, 3276 nucleotides. NCBI's taxonomy places the organism in Eukaryota, Metazoa, Platyhelminthes, Trematoda, Strigeidida, Schistosomatidae. The record is from the annotation of a GenBank genome assembly.